Molecule: messenger RNA, 789 nt
Organism: Colletotrichum orchidophilum
Lineage: Eukaryota; Fungi; Ascomycota; Sordariomycetes; Glomerellales; Glomerellaceae
Product: SAP domain-containing protein
Exons: 2
Coding region: 1-789 (262 amino acids)
Biological process (GO): poly(A)+ mRNA export from nucleus
Cellular component (GO): nucleus
Source: RefSeq, a predicted model, not a curated record
AUGGCUACCGACUACAGCUCUCUGAAGGUCCCCGAGCUCAAGAAGCUCCUCCAGGAGAGAAGCCUUCCCGCAACGGGCAACAAGCUUGAUCUGGUCAAUCGCCUUAAGGAGAACGAUAAGGAAUCCGCGCCCGCCACCGCAGAGGAGGACGAAAUCGACUAUAGUGACGACGAGCCCGCGCCCACCAAGGCCGCCGCCGAUAAUACCCCGGCUGCCGAAGAAUCCAAGCCUGCCCCUGCUCCUGCUGCAGCUGAGCCUGCCGCUCCCGCCACUGAAGCCGCGCCCGAGGUCGCGCCAGAGGCUGAGACGACCGGGGAAGAGGAGAAGAAGACAGAGGAGGCUGCAGAAACUGCCGAGGCUGUGCCAAAGGAGGACUUUGCUCUCAACCUUGAUGCGACCGACGCCGCAGCGGAAGCCAAGAAGCGCGCCGACCGCGCUAAGCGAUUCGGCAUCGACGAGGACGAGGAGGCCAAGAAGAAGGCUGACCGCGCAAAGAAGUUUGGUGUCGAGGUUGGCAGUGUAGCCGGUCUCGAUUCUGCGCUCCCUGAGAGACGUCCCAAGCGCGGCCGUCCUGAGCGCACCGAUGAGCAGCCCGGGCGCGAUGCCAAGCGACAGAGCACCGACGGUCGUGGACCUCGUGGUCGCGGCAGGAACAACAGGACCGGACGCCCUGGUGGUCGCCAAGGUGGUGGCGGCGGCGGCGGCGAUCGCGACAACAGGCGUAGCGCUGCCAUCGACCCUGCCGAGAAGGCAAGAUUGGAAGCGAGGGCGAAGCGAUUUGCCAACUGA